CCUCUGAGGAGCACGAGGACUGACCGCCGCGCGCCCCCCGCCCUCCCGCACCACCAUGUCUUUGGAGUGGCUGCCGGGCUGGAGCUGGUCCCUGGACGGCCUCCGGGAUUUCAUCGCUGCCGGCAUCCAAUCCUUCCGGGACUGCGACGCCGGCGCCCUGGCCGCCGGCGCCUGCCUCCUGCUCCUCUUCGUCUGGUACUGCUACCACGUGGGGCGGGAGCAGCCCCGCGCCUACCCCACCGUCAACGCCCUGAUGCAGGGCGCCGAGGCCGACGGCGUCCAGAACGGCUUCGUCUACUGCCACUCGCCUGAGUGCCUGCGCUGCGCCCACCACGACGGCCUCAACCAGAAGCUCUACCACAACCUGCAGGAGUACGCCAAGCGCUACUCCUGGUCCGGCAUGGGCAGGAUCCACAAAGGCAUCCGCGAGCAGGGCCGCUACCUCAACAGCCGGCCCUCCAUCCAGAAGCCCGAAGUCUUCUUCCUGCCGGACUUGCCCACCGCACCUUAUUUCUCCCGGGACGCUCAAAAGCACGACGUGGAGUUGCUGGAGCGCAACUUCCAGACCAUCCUCUGCGAGUUUGAGAGCCUCUACAAAGCCUUCUCAAACUGCAGCCUCCCGCAAGGCUGGAAAAUGAACAGCACGCCCAGCGGGGAGUGGUUCACCUUCUACCUGGUGAACCAGGGCACCUGCGUGCCCAGGAACUGCAGGAGAUGCCCACGGACGUACCGCUUGCUCGGCAGCCUCCGCACCUGCAUUGGCAACAACGUCUUCGGCAACGCCUGCAUCUCGGUGCUGAGCCCGGGCACCGUCAUCGCCGAGCACUACGGACCCACCAACAUCCGCAUCCGCUGCCACCUCGGUCUGAAGACACCCAGCAACUGUGAGCUGGUGGUGGGGGGUGAGCCUCAGUGCUGGGCUGAGGGUCGCUGCCUGCUCUUUGAUGACUCCUUCCUGCACACAGCGUUUCAUGAAGGUCCCCCGGAGGAAGGUCCCCGCGUGGUCUUCAUGGUGGACCUGUGGCACCCCAACGUGGCCGCCGCCGAGCGCCAAGCCCUCGACUUCAUCUUCGCCCCGGGCCGAUGA
Messenger RNA from Indicator indicator, 1087 nucleotides. RefSeq names its product aspartate beta-hydroxylase domain containing 2 (gene ASPHD2). NCBI's taxonomy places the organism in Eukaryota, Metazoa, Chordata, Aves, Piciformes, Indicatoridae. The record is from RefSeq and is a predicted model, not a curated record. Bases 56 to 1087 code for a protein of 343 amino acids. The transcript has 3 exons.